Molecule: messenger RNA, 5620 nt
Organism: Phalacrocorax carbo (great cormorant)
Lineage: Eukaryota; Metazoa; Chordata; Aves; Suliformes; Phalacrocoracidae
Source: RefSeq, a predicted model, not a curated record
CUGGUAAUGAACUAAUCAUCGAUGGAGGAUGGAGCUUGUGAUUGACCCUACCUGCAAAUGGAAACUCAUACUAUGAAAGGCAAAAAGUUUGCAACAAUGGUAAAGGAGGGUAUUGUGAAUGACAACGAUGAUUCUGAGCCAUCAGUACAUGAGAGAAAUGGCAUGAUUCCCAUGCAUGAGAAAAACGAGGAGGGACCAACAGUAGAUGCCAAAGGUGCUGAUGGGAAUACACAGACAGAAGAAACUGCUCUCUUGAAACACUGUGCUCAGCAACCUCCAGCACCAACAGCAGGGUCUUCAAUACCUGCAAGAACAUGGAGACAAAUAUUUACUUGUCCUCCUCAGGGUUUACUGGCCCGAACAGUGACAAAUGUUGCAAUCAUGGUCCUGGUUUGGGCUGUGGUUUGGUCCAUCACUGGGACUGAAUGUCUCCCAGGUGGAAACCUGUUUGGAAUUCUGUUUCUUUAUUUUUUUGCUGUCAUGGGAGGUAAAAUUUUUGGAUUCAUUAAAAUACGAACACUACCUCCUCUCCCCGCUCUUCUGGGGAUGCUACUUGCUGGUUUCCUAAUCCGAAAUAUCCCGUUCGUUAGUGACAUCGUCCAGAUAAACCUACGCUGGUCGGCAGCACUGAGGAAUAUUGCUCUUUCAAUUAUCUUGACCCGAGCAGGACUUGGCCUGGAUCCAAAGGCUCUUAAGAAACUCAAAGCAGUCUGUUUACGGCUUUCUUUCGGACCAUGCAUUUCAGAAACAUGCACAGCUGCUGUUCUUGCUUACUUGUUCAUGCAUUUGCCAUGGCAAUGGGGAUUUAUACUAGGUUUUGUUCUAGGUGCAGUCUCCCCUGCGGUAGUGGUUCCCUCAAUGCUGAUUUUACAAGCUGGUGGAUAUGGGGUAGAGAAAGGUGUCCCAACUUUGCUAAUGGCAGCUGGCAGCAUUGAUGACAUUCUGGCUAUUACAGGCUUCAACACUUGCCUUGGGAUGGCUUUCUCUUCCGGUUCUACUCUGUACAACGUGCUCCGUGGAGUGCUGGAGGUUGCUGUUGGCAUAGCAGCUGGGGGGAUUCUGGGAAUGUUUGUUCGAUAUUUCCCAAGCCGUGAUCAGGCACCUCUGGCAUGGAAGAGGUCAUUUUUUGUACUUGGGCUGUCCAUGUUUGCUGUUUUUGGCAGCAUCUACUUUGGUUUCCCUGGAUCAGGAGGGCUCUGCACAUUAGUCUUAGCUUUUGUUGCAGGUGUGGGAUGGUCUGAUGAAAAGAGGGAAGUAGAAAAAAUUGUUGCAGUUGCAUGGAAUAUCUUUCAACCUUUUCUUUUUGGUUUAAUUGGAGCAGAAGUAUCUGUUACAUCUCUUAGGCCUGAAACUGUUGGGCUCUGUGUUGCCACAUUAGGCAUUGCUCUAGUUGUGAGAAUCAUAGCAACGUUCCUGAUGGUGUGUUUUGCUGGGUUUAAUUUCAAGGAGAAAGUAUUUGUCUCAUUGGCAUGGAUUCCCAAAGCUACCGUCCAGGCUGCAAUAGGUUCCCUUGCCCUGGACACAGCAAGAAGUCAUCAGGAUGAGCAACUGGAAAAGUACGGAAUGGAUGUACUGACAGUAGCUUUCUUGGCUAUCUUGAUCACUGCUCCAAUUGGAGCCCUGGUUAUUGGCUUGGCAGGGCCCAGACUUUUGCAGAAGGCUCAGACAAAUAGUAAGGAGGAUGAGGAAGGUGCUGAGGUUGGAGAAGAAGCAGAGGCCUGUGAACCUUCGUAAGAGAGACAACUACAGGAAUAUGGUCCUUCAGCUCUUACACUUCUGUUGAGUAAACACAGCGUGUCUGUAAUGUUUCUGGAGGAAACCAAAACAAGUGUCAGUUAUGUCUGCUAUUUUAAAAGCAGCCCUGGUUGAGUUUUAUAAAAUAUUUUUAUUGUUGAUGGUGCCUUAACAGAUUAAAUAGCUGAACAUUGGGUGAAUAGGCUGGCCAGGCAGUGAGUCACUGAGCAUUCAGCAGUCAACAGUUACUUGAAAUGUGUGGGUGUGAGGCCAGGGAAUUGUUCGGGCAUGGAAUGGAGUCAUGAGGUGGAUUAUAAACAGAAGAAAAUGGAGUCUAAUGUGAAUAACUUCUUGAUGGUUGAAACUGGCCUUUGAGAUGACAAGUUCAACAGCUCAAAGAAUGCAACUUCUGAAUUAGAGACUGCUGACACACAGCAAACGAGUCCUGCCACGGGUUGGCGAUUCCUUCUCCUUCCUCAUUUGGGUUCCAAAACUUGACUUCCCCUGUUGCUAUUCUUCCUCACGGCUCGUGCACUCCUUGUACCUUCAAGGGACUGUCAGCUUUGGUUUUAGCAAGAAACAGCAAGUGGUACUUCUGUGCUGAAAGAGACAGUUGAGACUAUCAGGGACGCUGGUAAUAAAGGUGUUGCCCAUGCUGGUAGAAAAAAAAAACUGAGCUUGAAAAUGGGAUGAGGGCUGUGGGGAGGACUGGGAAAGGGAUGUAUGGGAUUGGGAUGGCUGCUUUUUCACCUGUGUACCUCAGCCUUCACACAACACGGUGUCAAGGGAGGGAAAUCCAGCUUUUCAGCCACGAAGGGUGGCUACGUCCUGGUGCUGACCACUGUAAGACAGAGGGGAGAGCUCCUCUCAGGUGGGGUUUGCUGGCAGGGCAAGGCCAAGAUGGCAAUGAAUUGUCCCUUUCUUCCUCAGCUCCUUUUGGGGAACUCGGCAAUAGCAGCAGACCUCUUGAAUGAAGAUUCGUGGGUCAGCCGGGGUCUCCUUAGCUUUGUCCUAGGUUAAUGCUCAUCUGGUGGAGAAAAUGCCAUGAUCAGUUUCUUUUCACAUCUGCAUUUGGAUGACUGCAGCAAAGAAAACCUAGUAUUUGCUAAAAAUAUAGCCAGUUAGUGCUCAUCUUCCAAGAGAUGGCUGGCUGGAUUGACUGUGAAGAGUGGAGGCCUCUCAGAUUUGGCAGGGCACUUUUUACCUCUGAUUGACACAGAAAACUAAUAGAACAGCCUUGAAAAAUGUAGCGCUGAGAGGGAUGGUACAAAGCAAAAGGAGCCUCACUUUGCCUACCUUCAGAAGGGGGGCUGUGUGAAGGCAGGUGUCGUGAGGAAGCAGUGUUCAGGACACAGCGCUAGCACCCUCAGCACGUACCCACAGGUCCUGUGGGUCUUCCCAGAAACACAAGCUGUGUGCAGUUGUGGGACGUGGUAAUGACUGGCAACGCUCGUGUCAAAUAUCUUGCCAAAACAUUUCACCGGGGGAGCAAAAAAGCUCAGAUGUGGUUUUCUUCAUUUUAUUUAAUAGAGAUGCCUCCUGCACAGUCAGUUGCAAUAUAGGUCACAUGUGAUCUUCCCAUUCCCAGAAGACUUUCCUUUUUCUCCUUGACUGUCCUAAAGCCAGGAGUAAACCUCUGCUGUUGAUCAAAAUCCUGCUCUUGCCUUUAGCUUUGGUAACAGUUGGGGUUUAGUAUUGACCUGUUACAGCCAACAGCAACUCUUUCUUACUCUGCUCCAUUUUGUACAACUGGCUCUUGAGGGCCUUCCCAGCUCCAGUCUGAGGCACGGAGUCACUACAGCAUCCCUCAGGAACUGGAAAUUUUAUUUUGGUACUUUUUAGUAAGGAUGGUAGAUCGUUCCUGUUAUCAAGGUGGACAACGCCUCCUUGCAGAUUUCUACACUACAGGUCACUGAACUUGUUUUACAGGAUGCUCAGUAGAAUAUAUUUGAUGUGUCUAAAUAUUUUCGGCAUUAGUAAGAUUUAAUCAAUUCUGCUAUAGCUUUUACACUUCUAAUAUGCAACACAAAAAUAUUUUUUAAACUAUCUGAAACUGUAUUAUUUGCAGAGUGUCUAUGUACGCCUCCAUAUACAGACUAAUUACAGCUCUCAGUAUGUGCACCUUUGUAUAUGCCUUCUUCUCCAAGCCAAAAAGAAAGCUUCCUGAGGAAUAUUUAAGGUUCAUAGUCUGCAAUUCCAGUACAGUGAUAAAAAUACCAGGAAACUCUUUGUUAAAUUUUCCCCUAACAGCUCUCAAGUACAUUGACAUUUUUCUUACUAUACGCACUGCUGUCCUCUCUGCCUCCCUGGGAAACGUACGAUCUUCAGUUCAGUUCGUGUUUGUCCCCCGACCAGAAAGAGAGAUGCUUUCAGACUGUGCGGAUGAAUGGUCAGGGUGCUGUGCCUGGCGGUUAUUGUGUCAGCCAUUGACUUCUGUGCCUGCUCUGCCUUCUUUGCAUGGCUAACGGAGGCACUCUGGUACUUAAAUGGGGUAGUUUUGAUAAGAGCUUAUUGCGUUUGGAAACUGUAAUGUCUGUAAACCUAAUUGAUGAGGGAAUAUGGUGUCCAGUUCAUCAGUGACUGUCUAUAAAAUAAUUCUACUUGAGUAAAACUUACAGGAGUAGAAGCUUUAUGUAGUUCUUUUUUUUUUUUCAUGAAGUUUUAUAGAAAGUACAAUCUUCCUGCAGGGAGGGAUCACUACACCAAAUUUGGAGUCUGCUCGGUAACAGAAAUAUGACAUGUAAGGAUUAUAGCCCUGUAAAUUUGAACACAACCUUAAGUAUGCAAGCAAACCUCUGACAAACAGCCCUUGUUCAUGAUAGCCUCUAAUACUUGCUCACCAUAACAGCAUCUCAUAAAUUGGAUUUAUCAUGUUCCCUUAACCUCGGUGCGCUCUCAAUUUAUUCAUUAGAUCACUCCCACCAUUCUGAGUGCUUGACUAGCUACACCAAUGAAGAGUCUCAUCUUGUUCUCUAAUCUAAAUGAAAUUGAAUCAAUUUUCCUUUCCUUGCAACCAUAUGCAGAUGUUUCUCACAAGACUCCUUUCUCCCAGCUUUUAUUCAAUCUUCAGAAAGAAUCAGGGUGAAGCUAUUAUAUAGACCUGCAGGUCUAAAACAAAAAGUGUUAAUGCUUUAUAGUGCUCCUCUCCUUACCUUCCAGAAAGGUACAAAACAUGUGCAUCUUGUCAUGAAAAGAAUUGUUAUAUUAGGGCUAACAACCUACGAGACUGUUGGGUUGGAGGUUUUUUGAGUAUUUUGACAAUUUCAGCUGAUUUUAAAUAGCAGUUAAUUUUGAGAGAGAUUAUUUCACUUGUUAUCAGUUUGUGCAGGUGAAGUCAUGACAUUUAAGACCACCUCCCUUUUAACAAAAAUGCCGUGAAAUAAUUAAUGAAUAAUGCAUAAAUUCAAGCCAAUAAAAUCUUUAUGCCAUGCCAGUCUCUUAUCUGCAGGAAAUAAAAUUAGAGCACAACGUGCAGUAAACUAUAAUGAGAGGCACCCCGCUGUCAUGCAGACAUAACCACAGGCGUAACGCAGGGGAUUACUGAGCACAGUAUGCGUGCGCAGUUCCAGAAGGUUCACAGGAACCUCUGCAGCAGAAGGGUCUGACAGCAGAGCGUGUUUCUGGAGGCAAGCGGUGGGCAGAGUUACAGCAGGCAGCAUAUGGGAAAAGAGAGAAACUGGCCAUCUGGAAGCAGGGAGUCGCACAGGCCAGGGGAUGCAGCGGUAAUGUAAUUAUAAUCACUGCUUUCUCUCUUUUUCAGCCAAACCGAGGGUUUUAGACUGAAAUCUAAAAUCAGCUGGAACACUCAUGGUGUAACAAAACAGUGAAUAACAGAGGUUUUGCAUUUUGCUUUUUAAAUAAAUGGACUGCAAGAGAUUAAAUUUUA